Molecule: messenger RNA, 2168 nt
Organism: Macadamia integrifolia
Lineage: Eukaryota; Viridiplantae; Streptophyta; Magnoliopsida; Proteales; Proteaceae
Product: cysteine-rich receptor-like protein kinase 10
Exons: 6
Coding region: 124-1251 (375 amino acids)
Biological process (GO): protein phosphorylation
Molecular function (GO): ATP binding; protein kinase activity
Source: RefSeq, a predicted model, not a curated record
CUGACUUCUCCUCAACCUCAUCCCCGAACGCACGAACACAAACCAAAGAUGCAGAAGUUCAAGAACUCUAGGCACCUCAAAUCAUUCCUCUGUGGAAUCCAUCCAGUAAUGCGUGGAUUCUAAAUGGUAAUUGGAGUUCAUGGAUUCUUCCUUGAUGGCUGCCAUGGUCGAUUGAAUGAAUUAAUGAAAGCCCAUGGAAGAGUUCUCCAUGAAUUACGAUCUUCUGAAACUACAGCCAAAGAAUAUAACAAUACCAUGAACAAGGUCGCAACUGAAGCUGCUUCCUAUUCUGAUCGAUUUGCCACUCAAGAAGCUAAUUUUAUGCAAUUUCAGAAUCUGUAUUGUCUGGGGCAGUGCAGCCCUGAUUUAUCUGGGAGUGACUGUUACAGAUGCCUUGUGGGUGUCAUUAGUUAUCUCCCCAGCGGCAAGCAAGGAGGAAGGGCUUUUAAUCCGAGCUGUAACGUCAGGUUUGAGAUGUACUCUUUCUAUGGAGUUAUAGCUUCAGUACCGGCUCCUUCGCCUACUCUUGUUUCUCCCCUGCCUCUUACUAAACCGGCUUCUUCACCAGCUUUUGUUUCUUCGCCACCGCCUCCUCCCGGUGACGGAACUACCAUUCCUGGGAAACAAGGAAGCUCGUCUAGAAAAAUUAUUACUAUUGUUGUGCCAUCUGUGGCUGCAGGAUUGAUUCUAUCCUCGGUUCUCUUGUACUGUUUGAUAAUCCAGAAGAAGGAGGAACCAUCAAAAGAGAAUGGCGGGAUUACAAUUAGAAGUGGAGAGUCAUUGCAAUUUGAUUUCAGUACAGUCCUUGUAGCCACAAACAACUUUGCAGAUAUCAAUAAGAUUGGUCAAGGAGGUUUUGGUGAUGUUUACAUGGGUAUACUUCCCAAUGAACAAGAAAUUGCUAUCAAGAGACUUUCAAGAAACUCAGGGCAAGGUGCAGAAGAAUUCAAGAAUGAGGUUGUGUUAGUGGCGAAGCUUCAACACCGCAAUCUGGUUAGGCUAUUGGGAUUUUGCUUGGAGGGAGAAGAAAAGAUACUUAUCUAUGAGUUUGUACCCAACAAAAGCCUCAAUUACUUCCCAUUUGGUUUCGCCCCCACACACUUCUCCCCCUCUCAAUUUUUUUUAUCCGAAGUUGUUUUCUCUCUUGUUACAUGGAUUUUAUUGAAUUAUACAUUUCAAUUUAUGCAAAUGUGGAAGUGUAAUCGAAAAUACCUCAUCAUCGUUUGUCCAUGCACCAACUUUUCAGGAUGAACUGUUCAUCAACUUGAUCAAAUCCAAAAUUCUGAUUCUAUCUUUUAUUUGAUGGCCAUAGAUCCUGAGAAAAGCAUGGAGUUAGAUUGGUAGAGACGUUCCAAGAUCAUAGGAGGGAUUGCUCGAGGACUUCUUUAUCUUCAUGAAGAUUCCCGCCUUCGUAUUAUUCAUAGGGAUCUUAAAGCAAGCAAUAUCUUGUUAGAUGAGGAAAUGAAUCCCAAGAUAGCAGAUUUUGGGUUAGCAAGAAUUGUUGGCGUGGACCAAACUCAAGCAAAUGCAAACAGAAUAGUUGGGACUUAUGGUUACAUGUCUCCGGAGUAUGCAUUACAUGGGUUUUUCUCAGUCAAAUCAGUUGUGUUCAGCUUUGGUGUAUUAGUUUUGGAGAUUAUAACUGGAAAGAAAAAGAGCAAUUUCUAUCAAACAGGCUGUGGUGGGGACCUCAUAAGCUAUGCAUGGAGACAUUGGAAUGCAAGAACAACCUUUGAGCUCAUUGAUCCAAUCCUAAGAGAAAAUUGUCCAAGAAGUGAAGUUACAAGAUGCAUUCAUAUUGGGUUACUGUGUAUUCAGGAAGAUGUAGCUGAUAGACCCACUAUGGCAAACAUGGUCCUUAUGUUGACCAGUGACUCAGUUUCUCUACCAUUACCCUCAGAACCAGCAUUUUGCGUGCAAAGCAAAAUGCAAGAAGCUGAAUCAGAUCAUUCUAUAAGUCGUUCAAUACCGAUAUCUGUCAAUGAAGAGUCAAUCACCUUUGAGCUCCAAUAAUAUGAGUCGAUAAGAGUAAUGUACAAUUAGAUUUAUGCAACUUUUAGUUAUGCCUUGAAUAGAGAUAGUCCAUUCACAGAAGUAUGUAAAGGGAAAUAAUGUAUUCCUCAAACUAAGGAUCAAGAAGAGUUAGUGAGUGAAAGAUAAAGGGCUCA